GAGCUGGAGCGCGCGGACCCGUUGCUUUGCCUCUGACCGUGGUACCCCCGUCGUUUCCCUUGCUCUCCUACCCCUCCUUUUCUGCUUUCCUUCCCUUGAGAGCUUCUUUUUCCCCGCGAACAUCCUCUCUCACUUUCAAUUUUAAUAGAUCUCGGAGAAAGAUAGAAGUGACGCAUCCCUGAUCUCCUUCACAGUGGUCGUUCUCGCGGACGCUCUUUUUCUCUCUGGAACUGGAUUUCUGAAACGACGUGGACGCGUGGAUGAUACACCGAGGCGAGAACUGGAGAUGGAGUUGCUCGUGAUCAGCCUCUCCUUAUGGAUCCUGCAGUGCCGCUCAGCUCGCGCGGACUCCAUUAUUCACAUCGGAGCUAUUUUUGAACAGAACGCCAUACGGGACGACGAGGUUUUUCAGCUUGCCAUUUCAGACCUGAGUUUGAAUGACGACAUCCUCCAGAGCGAGAGGAUUACCCAUUCUAUCAAACUUAUCGAGCCCAACAACCCCUUCCAGGCAGUACAGGAAGCCUGUGAGCUCAUGAAUCAGGGGAUACUGGCUUUGGUGUCGUCAACGGGAUGUGCUGCAGCCAAUGCACUACAGUCUCUUACGGAUGCCAUGCACAUUCCUCACCUAUUCAUUCAGAGGAACGGAGAUGGCACACCCCGUGCUGAGUGCCAGCUCAAUCCCAGCCCCGAUGGAGAGCGCUACACGUUGGCUGCACGCCCUCCUGUUCGUCUGAAUGAUGUCAUGAUCACACUCGUCUCUGAACUCCGCUGGCACAAGUUCAUCGUUUUCUAUGACAGCGAGUACGAUGUGCGGGGACUGCGUGGGUUUCUGGACCAGGCAUCUCGAAUGGGUUUGGAUGUGUCUCUACAGCAGGUUGACCGGAAUGUGACCAAGGUCUUUUCCACUCUGUUCAGCACAAUGAGGAUGGAGGAGCUGAACCGUUACCGGGACACUCUCAGAAGGGCCAUCCUGCUGCUCAGUCCUCGCACUGCCCAGGUCUUCAUACACCAGGCAGUGGAAACGAAUCUAGCAUCCAAAGAUAGUCACUGGGUGUAUGCCAAUGAGGAGGUUAGUGACACGGAGAUCAUGGAGCUUGUCCACAGCGCUCUGGGCCGGAUGACAGUGAUCCGGCAGAUUUUCCCCCUGUGGAGGGACACCAACAUCCGCUGCAUGAGGAACAACCAUCGCAUCUCCUCGCUGCUUUGUGACCCACAGGAAGGGUACCUGCAGUCUCUAGAGGUGUCUAGCCUGUACCUGUACGACAGUGUGCUGAUGUUGGCCAAUGCCUUCUACCGGAAGUUAGAGGACAGGAAGUGGCAUAGCAUGGCUAGUCUGAACUGCAUGAGGAAGUCAACCAAGCCCUGGAAUGGAGGCUGGUCUAUGUUAGACACAAUCCAAAAGGGGCGAAUUUCUGGGCUAACUGGUUUAAUGGACUUUCGAAGCAAUGGAGCGAACUCUCAUGUCCAGUUUGAGAUCCUGGGGACCAGUUACAGUGAGACGUUUGGAAAAGAUGUAAAGCGGCUGGCGACAUGGGACACUGAUCGUGGGCUGAAUGGCAGUCUGAGGGAGAACCGGGCUGAGCAUGGCAUGCAAGGAAUUACUCUGAAAGUGGUGACCUUACUGGAGGAGCCGUUCGUAAUGGUGGCAGAAAACAUUCUAGGUCAGCCCAAAAGAUAUAAGGGAUUUUCCAUAGAUGUUCUAGACAACCUGGCCAAAAUUCUGGGCUUUAAGUAUGAAAUGUAUCAAGUGGCUGAUGGGAAAUACGGAUCUCCUCAGGCAAAUGGGUCUUGGAAUGGACUGAUUGGAGAACUAAUAGGGAAGAGGGCAGAUGUGGCUAUUUCAGCCAUCACCAUCACUCCUGAUCGAGAGAAUGUGGUGGACUUCAGUAAACGUUACCUGGAUUAUUCUGUGGGAAUCCUGAUGACUAAAACAGAAGAGAGACUCAACAUCUUCUCCUUGCUGGCACCGUUUGAUCUGGCGGUGUGGGCCUGCAUUGCUGCUGCCAUUCCUGUGGUGGGUGUCAUGGUCUUUCUGCUCCGACGCAUCCAGUCUGUCUGCUCCCAGAAUCCUCCUGGGCCCCACCAGCCUGCUUCUGUCACGACGUCCUUCCAAAGUGCCAUCUGGAUCGUCUACGGAGCCUUUGUACAGCAAGGUGGUGAAUCCUUCAUGAGUUCAGUGGCUCUCAGGAUUGCAAUGGGAAGCUGGUGGCUGUUUACCCUCAUUGUCUGUUCGGCCUACACAGCCAACCUGGCAGCCUACCUCACCGUAACCCGCAUGGACAACGCUGUUCGAACAUUUCAAGACCUUUCCAAGCAGACAGAUCUGAGAUACGGAACGGUGAGAGACUCUGCUGUGUUCGAGUAUUUCAGGGUGAAGGGCACGAACCCCUUGGAGCAAGACAGCACUUUCGCCGAGCUGUGGAGAACUAUCAAUAAAAAUCAGGGACAGGACAACUCUGUAACCUCUCCUGCUGAAGGCAUCCGCAAGGUGAAACGGGAUCCGUACGCCUUCCUGUGGGACAUGGCGGUGUUAGAGUAUGCCGCUCUGACAGAUGAUGAUUGUGCGCUGGUGGUCACAGGAAACAGCAUGAGCAGCAAAGGAUACGGCCUGGCUCUGCAGCACGGCAGCCCCUACAGAGAUCUCUUCUCGCAGAAGAUCCUUGACCUGCAGGAGAAAGGAGACAUUGACAUCCUAAAGCAGAAGUGGUGGCCACGGAAAGGUCGCUGUGACCUGGACAAGCAUGCAGAGCCCCAGCCAGAGGGCCGUGCCCUGAGACUGCACAGCUUCGCUGGGGUCUUCUGCAUCCUAGCGGCGGGGCUGCUUCUGGCCUGCCUGGUAGCCGCUCUGGAGUCAUGGUGGAAUGGGCCACGCUGCCAGCGGGCACAGCCCAAAGAGGACACUAAGGGCUGCACUCUGGAGAUGGCGUCUGGGUCAUUGGCAUAUAAUGAAAUUGCAACUGCUGCAGGAUGCGCACGGGACGUUUGGCCAGAGAGAGAAAGAGACUGGGAAGACACGCAGGCUUUUUACACAGGACAAAGAGGUGAAUCUGGAGCAGGUUCACCAGCGUUUGAGUGGGCUGAUGGAGGACGAUCUGGCACACACGCAGCUGCCAGGUCAGUCUCUGGAGAUCUCUGCCCUGGACAUGGGCAGCAUGCGGCCACAGCAGAGCUGCCAGGAAGCCAUGAGAGAUUUCCCCCCUGGGGCCCUGUCCGUGACUUCCUUCCUCCAGGAGGGUCCUGGGGUCGGCCGCGUGCCCGGACGGAGCCUCCCCCUCCCUCUCAGCAGUUCCACUCUGCCACCCUCCAUGCGCUGCAAACACCGGGCGCCCAACGGAGGCCUUUUCCGCCAGAGCCCUGUAAAGACACCUAUGCCCAUCUCUUACCAGGCAGUGCCCGGGGGACCCAUCCCAGAAGCCAUUGAUCCAAGCCAUGGGACCUCUAUUUGAGCCAACCGGUCUGAGCAUUCUAAAGAUUGCCAGCCAGCCAAUCACAAAAAAAACAGGUUUGGACCAGGUCUGGUUGCAUUUAUACAAUUACUUACAUACAAAAACAGAUAUGGAGAGCUCUUUUUUCAGUACAGAUACAUACGACUGUGAGACGCUGACUUUCCUUGCCUGUACAUAUUUGUAUAUAAUGAGAGACAGCAGUUAAGUCAAAGUGUAUUUUGAAUAUUCAUGAUUUUUUUGAAGUUGAGUUUAAAAGAAAUAAUUACCUACAAUACAGACUGUUUGAAUGGCUUUGUAAAUUUUGUUCUAAAAUAAAAAUGAGAUUCCUUGUGGAUGUUUUCUAAGUGCCACGUUUACAGAUUUUCAUUUGAAGUAGAAGAGAUGGGGAGAAAACAACUGAAUGAGAAAAUCUGUUCAUCUUUUGAUCUCAUAAUUUUUGUUUAAUAUAAAAGAAGCUUUAAAGAGAAAUGAAUCACUGCAGGUUUGUGGAGUCAUCGCUCACGUAAGGUCUGAUCCCAAGGAACAAAGUUUUAGUAGCAGCUCUUCAUUAUAUAAUCUCAGAGUGUGUAUGGAGGCUGAAGCUGUCUUAGCCUUUGACAGCCGUGUGUGUAUAAAAUCAUCUGUAGACUAGUACAGCAUACGAGACACUCGCCCUUAAUAUGAAAAACGUUCUAAAAGGGAGACGUAUGUACAUUAUAUGUACCUGAAAUUCUGCAUACUCAUACAUAAUGGCUACAUUUGAGUCUUUUUAUAGUGUACACUAAACAGAGAGAGAAAUAUAAACAUAUCAGUAUUAAAUUUGUUGCUUCUCUUUAGUAGAAAAUUGAACAAUAUAAAACAAUCUGUCUUUAUUCUGUUCCUGGAACCAGUAGUGAUUUUACAGUAACAUGUUGAAGGAAAAUCACCAUGGUGUUUGAGAUUCUUUUGGUUAAAAAUAAACUCUUUUGCACCAAA
Messenger RNA from Cyprinus carpio (common carp), 4400 nucleotides. Its product is annotated as glutamate receptor, ionotropic, delta 1a. The record is from RefSeq and is a predicted model, not a curated record. Gene Ontology annotation, cellular component: postsynaptic membrane; plasma membrane. NCBI's taxonomy places the organism in Eukaryota, Metazoa, Chordata, Actinopteri, Cypriniformes, Cyprinidae. Gene Ontology annotation, molecular function: glutamate-gated receptor activity; transmitter-gated monoatomic ion channel activity involved in regulation of postsynaptic membrane potential. Gene Ontology annotation, biological process: monoatomic ion transport; modulation of chemical synaptic transmission; synaptic transmission, glutamatergic.